GCUUGACUGACAAGGGGCAGGCUGGAGGCGGGUAGCGGCCAAGAUGGCGUCGGAGGGUGAUCUAGGGAGGAAGUGGGACCGCUGUUUGGCUGACUCCGCCGUCAAGCUGGGUGCUGGGUUCGGGUUAGGCGUCGUCUUCUCCGUCAUCUUCUUCAAAAGGAAGACCUGGCCCGUCGUUUUUGGCUCAGGGAUGGGAUUAGGCAUGGCGUAUUCCAACUGCCAGCACGAUUUCCAGUCUCCUUACCUUCUCCAUGGGAGAUUCGUCAAGGAGCAGUGACCCGGUGCCCACCCCUCUGUGGCAGAGCAGCUGAGACACCGUGGCCCCUCCUCGGGGAGAUGGGCACCCUGGAGACCUUUGGACUUGCUGGCUUCCCCUCUUGGUGGCGAGCCCCCCGCGUCUCCCAUCGAAUCUUAUUUUGUAUCUUCUUCUGGGAACGGCCGGGGAAGGUGCCGUUCUGGGAAAUACAAUAAAACUGGCAAAGAAAAGAGAUCGGUGUGCGCA
This is a messenger RNA of Python bivittatus (Burmese python), 502 nucleotides long. It is a transcript of the gene MICOS10, whose product is annotated as mitochondrial contact site and cristae organizing system subunit 10. The record is from RefSeq and is a predicted model, not a curated record. Gene Ontology annotation, cellular component: mitochondrion; mitochondrial inner membrane; MICOS complex. Lineage: Eukaryota; Metazoa; Chordata; Lepidosauria; Squamata; Pythonidae.